CGCAAGGCCUUGUGGUCAAUGUAGUCCCUGGGCCUAUGUUGCUUGGCGGCCGAGGCCUUGUCCGGGACUGCAGCUUCCAGGAUGCGCCUGGCAGCGGUGCGGAGGAGGCGGAGGCUGGGGGCGGUGGCUUCCUCCCUCCGGGCCAUUGCAAGCCGGGCUGGAGGGCGGCAGGCGUCGUGGCGGAGGCGGCGGGGCAAGAGGAGGGAAUGAGCGAGGAGGAGGCGGAGGAGCCUUGCGGGAGCGCGAGGAGCGGCGGCGGCGGCGGCGGCGGCUUCCCCAGUAUAGAGCAAAUGCUGGCGUCUAAUCCUGGCAAGACCCCAAUCAGCCUGCUACAGGAGUAUGGAACACGCAUAGGCAAAACACCCGUCUACGAUCUACUGAAAGCUGAGGGACAAGCCCAUCAGCCCAACUUUACCUUUCGUGUCACAGUCGGUGACAUCAGCUGCACCGGCCAAGGCCCUAGCAAAAAAGCAGCAAAACACAAGGCAGCAGAGGUGGCACUCCGACUUCUGAAGGGAGGAAUCAUGUUAGAGCCUGCUCCCAUGGAGGAAGCCAGCUCUCCUUUCUCUCUAGAGCCCUUGGCUCAGACCACCAUCCCAGCUGCCUCACCUGUACCUAUCUUGCCAGUUCCAUCACCCAGCACAAAUAUGGAUGUGACUGCCCCAGAGUCAGCACAGCAGUCGGAGUGCAAUCCGGUUGGGGCCCUGCAGGAGCUGGUCGUGCAGAAGGGCUGGCGUUUGCCUGAAUACACAGUCACUCAGGAAUCAGGACCAGCACACCGCAAAGAAUUCACCAUGACUUGCCGUGUUGAAAGGUUCAUUGAAAUAGGCAGUGGCACUUCCAAAAAACUGGCCAAGCGGAAUGCUGCAGCCAAAAUGCUGGUGCGGAUCCACAAUGUACCUCUGGACCCACGAGAGGGCAGUGAGGCUGAAGUGGAGGAGGACCAGUUCUCUAUUACUGCAGGAAACAAAUUGGAUGGGGUGAAAGGGCGAGGUCCUGGCUGCACCUGGGACUCUCUGCGCAACUCAGCUGGAGAAAAGAUUUUGCACUUGAAGACCCACCCAAUAGAGGUGUUCAGCAUUAGUUUCUGCAGCCUCUUGCAGGAGCUCUCUGAAGAACAGAGUUUUGACAUCAGCUACCUCGAUAUUGAUGAGAUGAGCUUGAGUGGCCUGUACCAGUGCUUGGUGGAACUCUCUACACAGCCAACCACAGUGUGCCAUGGCUCAGCCAGUUCCCGCCAUGCUGCUCGGGCUGUGGCUGCUCGCAAUGCCCUUCAGUACCUCAAAAUUAUGGCAGGGGGCAAGUGAGCCUCCCCUCAAUAGCACUGGUGACUCUGAGCAGCUGUGGAUUCCGAAACACCUUUUUUUGUCUCCACCUUCCUACCCACUAAAGAAAGAGUUUCCUUUUCCCUGCCUUGAUUGGCAGCAAAGUGGAGGGGAAGACUUGCAGCGGUUGCAAGAGGAGAACCUCCCCAAGUUAUUUUGGGAAGUGAUGGGUUAUUUUCAGCUGGAAUCAAGAAUUGGAGGAAGCCGGCAUACUCACAGAAGACAUGAGGUUGGUGGCAACUUGUGGUCCUGGGACCUAGUUGCUGGUACUGACCAUCUGGAGAUCCUGGUUCCUCCUUCUCAGUGGCUCAUGUGAGGUCACCCUGGUUCUUCUUGUCAUGAUGGUGGAACCAAACACUGACUAACCUCAUGGUUGUGGGAGUUGCAAUAAAUUGGAUUUUUAUAAA
Molecule: messenger RNA, 1732 nt
Organism: Sceloporus undulatus (fence lizard)
Lineage: Eukaryota; Metazoa; Chordata; Lepidosauria; Squamata; Phrynosomatidae
Gene: TARBP2
Product: TARBP2 subunit of RISC loading complex
Exons: 9
Coding region: 36-1307 (423 amino acids)
Biological process (GO): regulation of viral transcription; regulation of siRNA processing; regulation of miRNA processing
Cellular component (GO): RISC-loading complex
Molecular function (GO): double-stranded RNA binding; pre-miRNA binding; siRNA binding
Source: RefSeq, a predicted model, not a curated record